Trematomus bernacchii (emerald rockcod) is the source of this 1238-nucleotide messenger RNA. RefSeq lists its product as uncharacterized. Lineage: Eukaryota; Metazoa; Chordata; Actinopteri; Perciformes; Nototheniidae. Gene Ontology annotation, cellular component: cytoplasm. The record is from RefSeq and is a predicted model, not a curated record.
UCAGAGUGCAGCAGACUGCAGUCUCUCCUCCUCUCUCCUCCUCUCUCCUCCUCUCUCCUCCCUGCAGGUGGACCAGCACGAUGGCCUUCGUCUCAGUUUUUGCGUUUCUGGCGCUCGCCGUUGCGGCUGAAGGAAACGUCGGACCGAGCAGCAACAGAAGCUUCUGCACCGAGUCCAAGGAGUGCCUGGAGUACCAGCUGGUCUGCAAGACAGACGAAUAUGAGGUGCGACACUACAGUCCGACCCGCUGGGUGUCCACAGACGCAGAGGCGUAUUUCAUGGGAGUGGGAGCAGCGAUGGCCUUCAGGAGACUCUUCCAGUUCAUCACCGGGGCCAACGUGGGGGGAGUCCAGAUGGAGAUGACCGCCCCCGUCCUGGUGAAGAUCCCGGAGGAUACCAGGAUGUGGGAACCAGCCGUCUACACCCUCAGCUUCCCGCUGCCGGCAGCCUAUCAGGAGGAGCCGCCGGUGCCAACCAAUGACAAGCUGUACUUCACAGAGAUGCCGGAGAUGGAUGUGUAUGUGCGGGGGUACGGGGGCUGGAUGCUGUCCGUCACCUCCCGGCUUCACGCCCACCUCCUGACCAAAGAGCUGGGGAGGGUGGGCGCCUCGUACAACCGCAGCUACCACUACGGAGUGGGGUACGACAGUCCCUUGAAGCUGUUGAACAGGCACAACGAGGUGUGGUACGUGUCCGAGGGGGAUGUAGUUUGCUCGGAUCCUCAGCAGCCGACCCCCCCUCACACCCCCGGGCCGACCCCUUCCCCCUCCCCCACAGACCCCGCCUCCCCCCCCCCUCCCACACACACUCUCCGACUCCCCCAGUCCAACUCCUCCGACCCCUCUGCCCUCCCCCAAUCUGAAGCCAGUCCUUCGUCCAGCGGCCCCUCCACCUUCAUCCUGCAGGAUCCAACCUCCACCCCUCCGGGGAACAUUUCCAACCCCCCAGGGAACAGCACCACACUGGUGCCCGACGCCCCCCCAGGUAACAGCACCAUCCUGGGGAACAUUACCACCCCCCCAGGGAACAGCACCAUCAUGGGGAACAUUACCACCCCCCCAGGGAACAGCACCAUCCUGGGGAACAUUACCACCCCCCCAGGGAACAGCACCACCCCCCCAGGGAACAGCACCACCCCCCCCACGGAACAGCACCAACCCCCCAGGGAACAGCACCAACCCCCCAGGGAACAGCACCACCCUCCUCCCCUCCCUCACCUCUGGGGGGCCAUCAACUGA